CUACGAUUGUCAUGGAAUUCCGACACAUCCUGGAACAGUGGUUAUAAAGACACAAUAGAGAAGACACACCUAACAAAUCCCCGAAUUCUUAUUCACGAUGUCGAUGGCGUUGUCACGUCUGAUCCCCUAUAAGCUACCGAAGUCCACCGAACUGAGACUGAAACCAUGGUGGUUUGGUCGGCUGUGUACUACCCUUUGGCCGUCUGCCCAAUGGGCGGUCGGAACAAUGCACAGUGGGGCCUCCUUUGUGUGGGGGCAUAGGAUCAUGUACGCGCCGAUGCAUCGUGAAGACUCAUAUAUAGUCAUCGUCUUGGAUCUCUCGAAGCAGAAAUUCGAAAUACGUCCAACGUCCAACUGUGCUGUGCAAGAGGGUGGGUUUCGCUUGCCGCAGCCUGUAUCCGAGUCUUCGUGGAAAUUUUUGGACAAACCAGCAAGCCGGCAUUCGCUUUUCACUACGGCAAUGACAAAAGAACAGUUCGAUCUCCUUGUAUACCUGGAGCAUAUCAUGAUUGGUCAAUUAAAUUUGAGCUCGAAGAUAUACUUCAGAAGAUAUCCAGGGAGAGAUAUAAAUUCUUUGUAGUUUUCAAGCACGGACUCCUAGUUUCCUAUCAAAUUAGUACUAAGUGCCGCCGAAAGAAUUUUGAAUGAACUUUGGUCUGACACUACAAGCUUCGAGAUCUCCCAGCAGCAACAGUGUCUAUAAUGUCUAUACUUAUCUAUUUGUUAUCUAUGCUAAAUCUCUCGUCUCGGUAA
This is a messenger RNA of Desarmillaria tabescens, 753 nucleotides long. RefSeq lists its product as uncharacterized. The record is from RefSeq and is a predicted model, not a curated record. Bases 98 to 580 code for a protein of 160 amino acids. NCBI's taxonomy places the organism in Eukaryota, Fungi, Basidiomycota, Agaricomycetes, Agaricales, Physalacriaceae. The transcript is spliced from 3 exons.